UUGUUAAGUUUAACAACUCUUAUAGCAUUUUGAUAAUUUAGAAAUUAAUUUCUUAUUACUGAAUUUUAUUUAUGAAAUGCUUCGUAUUCAAAAUGCACAAAAACAUAGAUUUAGUCUGAUUUUACUAUACAAAUCCCUGGAUAUUAAAAAUAUGAACUAGCUAAUAAGCUUAGGAAACAGCUACAUUUUAAUUACAUAAUGAAAAAAUUAUAAAAAUUAAAAUCCACAAAUCCAAGUUGCAACUGUUUCUUUUGAAAAAAGCCAGAAAUUGUCAAUAACAAUUCGAUAAAUACCUCCUCUGAUAGAAACAGGUGAAUGCUGCUGACAGAAUUGUGGUCAAAUCAGCAUCACUAAAAAAUAAAGGAGGUAUAAUUAUGCUUGCAGAAAUUCUAAAAUUACUACGAUUAUCUGGAAGAAGCAUGGAUAUCUGUAAUAAGCAGAAACAUACUAUACUGGAACAUUUAGAUACAACAAUACACAGUAAAUAAUAAAAAUUAAAAAAUAUAUUUAAUGAAAGGUUGGUUACACCUGACUUUCCUGUACUGUCAAACAUAGCAUGUUAUAAGCCAAAUAUGACAGCAGAAUUAGAUUAAAAACUAGCUUUUGAUAUUAUGACUUUGAGAAAAGUGUAUAUAUGUAUAUAAUUAAUGUUAUUUCAAAAGGAUGUUCACGUAUUUGCUUUGGAAAAGUGUGAUGGAAAUAAUCAACGGCUGUAUCUUGUGACAACUUAUACAGAGUUUUGGUUUUACUACAGCAAACAUGAAACAAAACUGAAGCAUUGCUAUGAAGUCAUCCCAGAAACAGCUGUUUGCAAACUUUACUUUGACUUGGAAUUCUACAAACCAACAAAUCAAGGAGCCAAUGCAAAGCAGAUGGUAGCAGAUUUAAUUAAGUUUAUAUGUAGAAAACUAGAUGAAUACUAUGCAAUAAAAUGUUCAGUUGAGAAUAUUUUGAAAUUGGAUUCCAGCACUGAAGAAAAAUAUAGCUGCCAUUUAAUAUUUCUACUUGAAAAUGCUGCAUUUAAGAAUAAUAUUCACAUAGGUAACUUUUUAAGAACAAUUUUGCAACCUGCUGUUCUUUUAACUAAGAAUGAAAAUACAAUGGGUCCAGAAAAAAUCAACUCUGUUUGUCAGUGUUACAAAGCUACCACUGAUUUGCCUACAUGUCUUGAAAACCAUGGUUUAGCCAAGGAUGCAUCUCAGAACUGGAAGCUGAACCCUCAAAAAAUAUCAGAAAAAGGGACAUCACAAUGGAAAGAAAAUCCAGAUCUUCCUUUUGUAAUAGUGAAUGGUAAACAAGGAGAAAAGCAACUGUUUGUGGAUCUUGGAGUUUAUACAAAAAAUAGAAACUUCCGAUUAUACAGGUCAUCAAAAGCAGGACACACUGUUAUUUUGAAUAUUGCAGAAGAUAACAAGUUUGUUCCCAAACCUGUAAAUAAUUCUUGCAUAGAUGAACAGUAUUUUUUAUCCUCCUUGAUCUGCAAUGUAAGAUUUUCAGACUGCUUAAAAAUUUUGACCUGUGACAACCAAGAGGACGUAACAGAAACAUCUCAAUAUUUAGAAGGCAAAAUAUCUAGGAGCUAUCUUGAUCCAAUAGGAGGAUGCCACUGCUCACCUUACCCAGAAAUUGAUAAUUUUGUUCGUUCUUUAAUCAACAAAGAUAAUGUUCAAGGAGGGAUAAGAAGAUGGAAUUACUUUUCACUUGAACAGCUUAUUGUAUAUGACAUUUCCAACUAUCGGUGGUGCAGAAAUAUUGGCAGAGCUCACAAAAGUAAUAAUAUAAUGAUUAUAAUAGAUUUGAAAAAUGAAAAUUGGUAUCAGAAAUGUCAUGACCCUGUUUGCAGAGCUGAAAACUUCAAGUCAGAAUGUUUUCCAUUACCAGCUGAAGUAUGCUUGCCAUUCCUUUUCAAAGAGGAUGAAGAUUAUGUAUAUAUCAUCGAUGAAAAUAAGAACACUGAAGAAAUAGCAAAUACACUUGAUGUUAUAGGCUUAUUGGAUAGAAAUCCUUUUACUUCAUUGCAAGAAAAUAGCAAGCUAAACAAGAAAACUUCAAAUGUUGAAUGGGAUGAUGAGCUUGACACCUGCCUUUUGGAAGCUUCUGAAGAUGUAGAACUAGUUGAAGCUACUGAUAUUUUUCAUACUUGGAGGAACUGCACAGUGGAUGAAAUACCUGAUGAGCUCUGAGCAGGUGCUUUAAGUAACUAUGAAAAGAUGUAAAGGAAUGUUAGAAAAAUCUCGUGGAUGACUUAAAUAUAUCAUUAGCCAGAUACAUUUGGCAGUACUGAAAACCUAGUCAAAAAAAGUAACUUGAUAUUUUCCUGAAACCACUCUGGUAUUAUCUAUAAAAUAAAUUUUGAAUGUUUACUAUGGUUGAUGAAGAAUAAAGACAACUAGAGUUUAGAAGCACCUGGGUGUUAGAAAAGUGAAUUCUAGGGUUUCAGAAAUAAGGAUUUUAUUGAAUUGCCAGAAGCCAGUUAUAAAAAUAGGAUCCUUUUUAAUUCUAAAAAAGGUUUAGCACAAUAAAAUACUCAAAUUUUCAUCACUUUAAACAAGGUUUCUCUAACCAGAACUAAAGUAGAAUGUACUAGUUUGAUAUAACAUAUUAUUCAC
Molecule: messenger RNA, 2609 nt
Organism: Candoia aspera
Lineage: Eukaryota; Metazoa; Chordata; Lepidosauria; Squamata; Candoiidae
Gene: PRIMPOL
Product: primase and DNA directed polymerase
Exons: 11
Coding region: 648-2183 (511 amino acids)
Biological process (GO): replication fork processing; error-prone translesion synthesis; mitochondrial DNA replication
Cellular component (GO): mitochondrial matrix; nucleus
Molecular function (GO): chromatin binding; DNA-directed DNA polymerase activity
Source: RefSeq, a predicted model, not a curated record